AUGGCGGGGGCGCUGUCGGUGCGCACGACGAUGACGACAACCCAGCUGCUAGCAGCAGUCCUGUCCCUCUGCGUCGUCGUCUCCCUCUCCCUCCGCGGCGCCGACGCCGCGCGGGGCACCCCCGGCGACAGCCCGAUCGUCGCCACCUGCCUGACGGGCCCGUACCCGGAGCUGUGCGUGGGCGAGCUGGGCCAGCGGCUGCUGGACGUCCAGACGGUCAUCGCGUCCGCGGCGCCCAACCAGGGCGCGGCCAAGAUCGCCGGCGCCCCGGGGCAGGUGGACGUCAAGGCGCUGGUGUCCGUGGCGCUGGAGGCGGCCUCGGAGGCGGGCACCAUCUUGGUGUCCAUCUUCGAGGGCAAGCUCCCGGGGUUCAACACCGGCGUGCCGGACUUCAAAAAAUGCCUCGGCAACUGCACCGUCACCAUGAAAAGCGCCAUGCAGAAGCUCCACGGCGCGAAGGCCGCGCUGCACGCGGGCGACAAGCAGGUGGCCAAGACGCUCGCGCUGCGCUCCGUCGCCGACGUCUCGUCCUGCACCAUCAGCUGCAGGGAGCUCAACGGCGACGUGCGCCUCAUCGUCACGCAGAGCCUCACCGAGUUCACCAAGAUGCUCCAGAUCGCCAUCGGCUUCAUCAGCAAGAUGAAGUCGGAGCCAAAGCCACCGUCGGAGCCACAGCCACCGCCGACGCGGACCACGCCAUGA
This is a messenger RNA of Miscanthus lutarioriparius, 702 nucleotides long. NCBI's taxonomy places the organism in Eukaryota, Viridiplantae, Streptophyta, Magnoliopsida, Poales, Poaceae. The record is from the annotation of a GenBank genome assembly.